AUGCUUAUGGUGAAAGGAGCACCAGGGUCCGGAGUUGAGAUAACAACCGGCUAUAGAACGACUGCGUCAGCCGUUUUGAUUGCAAGAGACCGCAUCGUAGAUGAACAACUUCUUCCAGGAUAUGACUUCAACCCGAAGGCUAGACGUGGUUUGGCACUUAUAAGCUUCACGGUGAUGUUCGAUCAAUGUGACGAGACAAUGGCCGUAGGACAUACAAUCAGUAUGAUACGUGACAUGAACGUUGACGUCAUCCUGGGACCUACAUGCAGCUAUCGUAAGUUCUAA
This is a messenger RNA of Strongylus vulgaris, 285 nucleotides long. The record is from the annotation of a GenBank genome assembly. NCBI's taxonomy places the organism in Eukaryota, Metazoa, Nematoda, Chromadorea, Rhabditida, Strongylidae.